Messenger RNA from Schistosoma rodhaini, 1343 nucleotides. NCBI's taxonomy places the organism in Eukaryota, Metazoa, Platyhelminthes, Trematoda, Strigeidida, Schistosomatidae. The record is from the annotation of a GenBank genome assembly.
UUGCUAUUAACCAAUCAAACCUCCAUUCUUUCACCUAUUCAAAUAAUAACUGUGUUCUGAUUGGUCCUUUUAAUAGUUAAAAUUACUGGUUAGGUUUAGUUACGCCUACUUUGAGACAUAAAAACAGCUACUAAAAUCUAACUGAUCAUAUCAUCUUGAAGAUACUCGUUGUAACCUUAUACACUUCAACCAGAAUUAAAAAUGGGGACAUUUGGUGGGCAUGCAUUACCUGGAAGCUUUUUUAUCAUCUAUGGUUUAUGGUCAAUUUGGCAUAUAUUAGAGAAAUUUUAUCAACGAAAAAGUUACGAAUUAAAUAAGUCUAGUGAACCGGCUCCUGAAUAUACAUGUAGAAUAUCCUAUCCAAUUGAAAGAAAAAAACUAUCUGAAGGUGAUAUGGCGAAAUGUUUUUCUCGUUUUAAAAAAUCAGUCCCAUUGGAUUCAUUAGCUAAAUUGGUGUGCUGUAUUAUUGGAAUAACAGGAGAAGUGAUAACAGGAUUCAGUAAAGACUGGAUAUUUGUAAAUAUUGGUAAUGCGCAACAUUCUACAAUGUUCUCAUUAUUUGGGCUAAGCGGAGCUAUUGAAUUGUGCAUAUUUUAUGGGAUCAUUAAAAUUCCAUUUCAAUCAGAAUAUCUUUUUCAUGGAAUAGCACUAUGGGGAGAAUUAUUUUUAUUCGUAUUUCAUUUACAUCAUAGAAAUCCACUAGAUGUUUACCUACAUUUAUUAUUAACCGGUAUGAUUAUAUUAGGGGUUCUGGUAUCAGUUGUUGAAUUAUUACAUCCACACGAACCUAUUUUUGGUUUAAUACGUAGUUGGACUUAUCUUAUGCAAGGCACAUGGUUUUGGCAAGUUGGAGCUAUUCUGUAUCCUAAAACAUCAUGGAUGCCAGUAUGGGAUCAGCAAGCUAAACAGAGUAUACCAGCAGCUGCAAAUUUAUUCGCCUAUCAUAUGUUGGGAAAUUACAUUGUAAUCGUUCUAAUCACUAUAACAAUCAUGAUUCGUACAAAAGUUAGUUUGAUGAGUGAUAAAACAAUGAGAACACGUUUAUCAAGAAGAGAACAUCGCCAACAACCACAGGAACAUCAACAAAGUUCACAAUCACUGGAACAACAAACCUUUUCACUUAACAAUGAUUCUGAAGAAAUAGAAUUAUGGAAUUAUAAUCAUAGUUCUACAGGGAUUAAUGAAGUUAAUCAAAGUGACAGGACCUGUGUUUAAUGAAUGAACCAUAAAGCACUUGUCAUUUUGUCAAUAAGUCAUUAUGUUGAUGCCGAAUAGAUUGAACUGGUAAUAAGCUGAAGCAAUUUAAAAUGUAAUCAAGUUUCAUAAUAUAAAAUUAUUUCCUC